Molecule: messenger RNA, 1015 nt
Organism: Culex quinquefasciatus (southern house mosquito)
Lineage: Eukaryota; Metazoa; Arthropoda; Insecta; Diptera; Culicidae
Product: solute carrier family 12 member 1
Exons: 2
Coding region: 33-365 (110 amino acids)
Biological process (GO): transmembrane transport
Cellular component (GO): membrane
Source: RefSeq, a predicted model, not a curated record
UCAGAUGACUAGAAGAAGCAUCUUCUUUCUCGAUGGCCAUUGGCAUUCUGGCCGGUGAUAUCACCAGCGGAGACCUAAAGGACCCCUCGAAGGCGAUCCCAGGCGCAAUCUCGGUCAUCAUCCUGACGUCGAUUUCGUCCGUCGGAACGGCAAUUGUGGCCGAUGUUACUGUGGUGAUUGACGCCACCGGAAAUGUUUCGGAAUUGGCCAACGGGUCGUGGAUCUAUGCCGAUUGUGCCCCGGAGAAGUACGAGUACGGAUUACACAACUCGUUCCAGGUCAUGGAGUUGGUAUCUGGUCCAAUCAUCUACGCCGUGUACGCCGAAAAGGGUUUCUCUGCUGUCAGCAGAAUCGGCAAACUUUGACCACAUAUCACACUCAAAAUAAUCUACAUGUUGAUGCUACGUGAAAAAUCACGUAACCCCGAAGUUCCCCUAGCUAGGACCAAUUUACGUGACACACGUAAAAAUAAUAUGAAAGUGUACUGGCAAAAAAAUGUUUUCACGUUGAAGUUAUGUGAUAAACCUUAUAGUAUUUUUCCACUAGGUUUUUUCAUGUAGCUGUUAUGUGUUUUGAAAUGUAACUUCAACGAACCUUUUUUCUCGAGUGCCCCCAAGUUCUACGUGAUUAUUUUAGUAUAAAAAUUUACGGCGAACGGUGAAGACCUGUUGCCGGACUGUGCUCGUAAAAUUUCUUGAAAAAUGUAAAAGUUGAACCGGUCUCUGGAAGAAGAAUUUAUUAUCCCUGUGGACAUUCUGACCGGAGCUAACAUUAGCGACCUGACGGACCCCUAAAGGCAAUCCCGGUUUCUUCAGUCGGAAUGGCUAUCAAGAUCGGUGCUACCGUGCUGACACCACCUUCCGGACAAGGCCGUGGGCAUCGCCGAGUGUUUCCUGGAGAAGUGCUAAUGGAGCUGUUGUCCGUCUUUGGACCGAUCAUCUACACCGGGUGCUUUGCGGUCACCCUCAUGCCGGCCAGAACAAGGAUGAUGCCCAAGCGUGUGGUGCUAAAUAAC